Messenger RNA from Penicillium mononematosum, 2526 nucleotides. It is a transcript of the gene niaD, whose product is annotated as nitrate reductase NiaD. Gene Ontology annotation, biological process: nitric oxide biosynthetic process; nitrate assimilation. Bases 1 to 2526 code for a protein of 841 amino acids. Lineage: Eukaryota; Fungi; Ascomycota; Eurotiomycetes; Eurotiales; Aspergillaceae. The transcript is spliced from 8 exons. Gene Ontology annotation, molecular function: nitrate reductase (NADPH) activity; heme binding; molybdenum ion binding. The record is from RefSeq and is a predicted model, not a curated record.
AUGGCCAGCAUAACCACGCAAACGAUAACAGAACCCGAAACAAUCUCUUUCAAAAAUGCCCAGAUCACAGUCGAGGAUAUCAUCCCAACUCCAGGAGAGCCCGAUAUUCCACUCCCUCCACCGUCAAAGAACCCCGUCGACAUCUUGGAUCUGGACAAAGGCACACCGGAUAACCAUGUACCUCGAGAUCCACGACUGAUUCGGCUGACGGGAGUUCAUCCAUUCAAUGUGGAGCCCCCAUUGACAGCAUUGUACAAAGAAGGGUUUCUCACAUCCCCGGAACUGUUCUAUGUUCGGAACCACGGGCCAGUGCCACAGGUCCGUGAUGAGGAUAUCCCGAAUUGGGAAAUUAGUAUAGAAGGGUUGGUGGAGAAGCCAUUAGUCCUGAACUUCCGCGAAGUGCUUCAGAAAUAUGACCAGAUCACCGCACCAAUCACACUCGUCUGUGCGGGCAACAGACGCAAAGAACAGAACACAGUCCGGAAGUCAAAGGGCUUCUCAUGGGGUGCGGCUGGUUUAUCGACGGCGCUAUUCACAGGGCCUAUGAUGGCGGAUAUUCUGCGCAGUGCAAAGCCACUUCGACAAGCAAAGUAUGUCUGCAUGGAGGGUGCUGAUAAACUGCCGAAUGGAUUCUACGGAACCUCGGUCAAAUUGAACUGGGCCAUGGACCCAAACCGAGGAAUCAUGUUGGCACAUAAGAUGAAUGGCGAAGACCUCCGGCCAGACCAUGGCCGUCCCUUGAGGGCAGUGGUGCCUGGUCAAAUCGGAGGCCGGAGCGUGAAGUGGCUAAAGAAGUUGAUUCUGACCGAUGCCCCAAGUGAUAACUGGUAUCAUAUCAAUGAUAAUCGAGUGCUCCCGACCAUGGUGACACCGGAGAUGUCCGCCGAGAAUCGCAAGUGGUGGACCGAUGAGCGAUAUGCCAUUUAUGAACUCAACGUGAAUUCGGUGGCUGUGUAUCCCCAACACGAGGAAGAAAUUGACCUGUCCACGGCGGGACCCACGUAUACAGUCAAAGGAUAUGCAUACGCCGGCGGUGGCCGGAGGAUAACAAAAGUUGAAGUUUCGCUAGACAGAGGCAAAUCAUGGCGCCUCUCUGAGAUCGAAUACGCAGAAGAUAAAUACCGCGACUUUGACGGCGAGCUGUUCGGCGGCAAGGUAGACAUGUGGUGGAGGGAGGCAUCUUUCUGUUGGUCUUUCUGGUCGUUGGACGUCCCAGUGGCAGACCUUGAGACCAGCGAUGCAAUUCUAGUUCGUGCAGUGGAUGAGGCAUUGAGCGCCAUGCCGCGUGACAUGUACUGGUCUGUCUUGGGCAUGAUGAAUAACCCAUGGUUCAGAGUGGCAAUCACGAAACAAGGGAAUACGUUGAAAUUUGAACAUCCCACACAUCCAGCCAAAGCAGGCGGGUGGAUGGAAAGAGUCAAGAAGACGGGUGGUGACUUGCUCAAUGGUAACUGGGGUGAAAGGGUUGAAGGCGAGGAGCCCUUCGAACCGGAGCCUGUGAAGGAGAUAAACAUGAAGAAAGAUGGCGUGAACAGACAAAUCGAUCUGCAAGAGUUAAAGGCUAAUAGCAGCAGCGAGAAACCCUGGUUUGUUGUUAAUGGCGAAGUAUAUGAUGGCACAGCCUUCCUCGAAGGCCAUCCUGGAGGAGCCAUCAGUAUUACAUCUUCUGCUGGUUUGGAUGUAUCGGAGGAUUUCCUUGCAAUCCACAGUGAAACUGCGAAGGCAAUGAUGCCGGAUUACCAUAUUGGCACAUUAGACAAGGCAUCCCUCGGAGCGCUGGAAGACGAUUCAACUGCUGGUUCUGAUGAGGCACGCGCAGUGUUCCUUCAGUCGCGGAAAUGGACAAAAGCCACCCUCACGGAGAAGAAGGAUGUAUCCUGGGAUACGCGUCUCUUCGUAUUCGACCUGGAACAUGAGAAGCAGACUCUCGGCCUACCGAUCGGCCAGCAUUUGAUGAUCAAAGUCCAAGAUCCAUCCAAUAACGAAGCGAUUAUCAGAUCCUAUACGCCCAUGUCAGACACAAACCUGAUAGGCAAGAUGGACUUCCCCCUAGGCUCAAAGAUCGACUGCAAGGGCCCAACAGGCCGGUUUGAAUAUCUCGGCAACGGCCGGGUUUCCAUCAGCGGUAAAGAGCGCCAUGUCCGCUCUUUCAAGAUGAUCUGUGGAGGAACUGGCAUCACACCAGUCUUCCAGGUUUUGCGAGCUGUUAUGCAAGACACGCAAGAUCCCACGACGUGUGUUGUGCUAGACGGAAACAGGCAGGAGGAAGAUAUCUUGUGUCGUUCUGACCUUGAUGCUUAUGUCGAGACCGAUUCUCGGAAAUGCACUGUCGUGCACACGUUGACUAAAGGGUCUGAUACGUGGACUGGUCGUCGGGGACGCAUUUCUAAGGAACUCCUCGCGGAGUACGCGGCUCCAGAAGAGCAGAGUAUGGUUCUGGUCUGUGGGCCUGGGCCUAUGGAGAAGUCUGCUCGCGAAAUUCUUCUUGCCCAAGGUUGGGCCGAGCCGGAUCUUCACUUCUUCUAG